AUGCCGCACCCUACAGGUCUCCUUUUCUGUCUUGCCGCAUUUCUAGUAGCAUGCUCCGUUGGCCCAUCCACGGCAGCUAUUGCUACCUCAGGAGCAAACCGAAAGACUGCGGCUCCUGCUUUUGGCGCCAAGCAUCUUCCCGUUCGACGCUUUUUCAACCCGACCGGGUCCUCCGGCGGCAAAAAACGUACGACGACCAUUGGCUCGUCGUAUCUGCGCUUCAGCGCUAGUGCUGCCAGCGGCCAUAGGCACCUGCUCGACACGAACGCAGCUGUCGACGGCACCAGAAGCCACAUCUCAACCGACAUGCAAACGCCCUCCACCACCAGCAUCCGAAGCAAUGGCGGCAUCAGUAGCCCUAAAAGCGGAACCCUGUCUGGCGCGGUUGCCAAGAGAGGCGGUGCUGACUCCGCUGUCGUGGAAGACUUCGCCACACGGGGAAUGAGAAGUGGCUCAGAGCUCCUGGACAGCACCGGCAGAAGCAGCGGGGAGGAGGCGGAGGGCGAGAUGGAGGAGGUGGGGGCCUACGAGUUGGAGCCGGUGGCGGAUGAUGAGUCGGAGGUGGCAGCGGCGGCGGCGAAGGCGGCAAGUGAGAGCGAGGGGACCGCGGCAGCUGCGGGGCAGGAAGUGGAAGACGAGGUACCGGCCGAGGUGACGACGUCAGAGGAGGAGGAGGUGACGUCAGAGGAAGACAACGUGCCGGCAGGAGCGGAGGAGGACGAGGACGAGGACGAGGACGCGGAAGAUGAGGGAAUGGUGGAGGAUGAGGAUACUGCAGAGACGGCGGAGGAACCUUCUGAGGACGAGCGGAUGGCUCAGGAAGCGCAGGAAGAGCCGCGGGCUGUGCGCAUUCCCUCAGAUUCGGUUGCAGAUAUUCGCAACACUCGGGAAGAGGUUCUCGACGUACAAGAGUACGGCGGGGAGGAGCCGGAGCGCGCAGAUUCCCUCGACCCGGAGGACCUCGCUCGAGAGCUGGCAGGUAGCAUUUACGAACGGACAGUUGGCGCCGCCGCUAGUGGCGGCGAGGAGCCGGAGGAGGAGCAGGAAGAGGUGGUGACAGACGGCUCUGGAAACCCCAGUAGUUCGCCCUCCAAUCUCAGACCGGGUUCUGAUAAUGCCAGCAGCAGUGGCAGCGGCAGCAGUGGCCAGCAGGAUCGGCCGCGCCGCCAUGGUGCCGGCGUCGGAAAGGAUCCUUGCGCGGUCGCCGCUGACACCGGCGGCGAGGCCAAGACCGCCGACGCCGCAGUCGCUGUUGCCGAGUACUCACCUUUGUUUGGAUCCCCCGUGUGCGACGGACGAGGCAAGAAGAAAUGCGUCGCCGCAGGACUCGACGGCAAGGGUCGCGGUAGUGAGCUCUUUGCCCCCAACACCCUGUACGGCGAGUGCCCGGACGGCCAACCCGGCAGCCGCGGCUACGUGCUACAGGUGGCAGUCGAGUCUAUGACGCCCGGAAAAGUGCUCCGCAGCGGCGAGUUGGCCGCAAUUCGCGCUGCGGUGGUGUGCUCGAGCGGCCCCAACACCUCGUUUGUCGACUUCUUUUACACCAGCGACGCGAGCAUGACACCCAAGCGCUCCUGGACUCUGCUGUCCACGGUCGCCUGCGUCCCCUCUAACGACACCUCGGACCGCCCGGCCGUCACAAAUUACACCUCCGAAACCUUUCUAAUACCAGAAGGUGUUCUCGACACCACCUUCGUAGCCAGGGUGCAGCUCCGGGAGGAGCCAGCCGGGACCAGCCAGGCCGCCGCGCGCCGCCAGGCACUGCCCUGCCGAGACCCUGUAAACGGCAGCGGCGACCGCGAUGACCUCGUCGUACGGGUGUGCCCUGCACCGGCGGGGGUUGACACUAAGGCGGCGGAGGCCGGGUGGUCGGACGUCCGCGGCGGCCAUGAUAACGGGGACGACCACCACAGUGGCGAUACCGACUACCAGGGGGUGGAGCUUCGCGCGGCGGUGGUGGUGCCGCCACGUCAUCCCAUGUGGGGUCUGUUUGCGGCGCGUAGGAAUCGAGGAGUAGGGCUUGGCUGA
Messenger RNA from Volvox carteri f. nagariensis, 2028 nucleotides. RefSeq lists its product as uncharacterized. The transcript is spliced from 5 exons. NCBI's taxonomy places the organism in Eukaryota, Viridiplantae, Chlorophyta, Chlorophyceae, Chlamydomonadales, Volvocaceae. The coding region runs from base 1 to 2028 and encodes 675 amino acids. The record is from RefSeq and is a predicted model, not a curated record.